CAGAGAGUGAGGAAACCCGUGCAGUGCAAAAGUGCUGUCGUCCAUUUAUCCUUUCUGCCCUACCUCUUUAUCCUCUGCCUUUUACCAUACUCCUCUUUCUCUUGCUCCCAGUCUCUCUUCUUAGGAAGCUGCUCUAUCAGCAGGACAAAGUGGAAUGCCAGAAUGGGUUGUGGAAAUUCCUCUGCCACUAACACCACAACAGCAGGGCCUGCAGAGGCUGCUAAAGAUAUGACAGAGGAGCCCUCACAAGAUGAUGAAAAAAGAAGGAACUAUGGUGGAGUUUAUGUGGGCUUACCAACAGAUCUGACCACAGUAGCAUCCAGCCAGUCCAAGUCCACCAGGAAAGACUAGCAUGUCCUUGAAGUAACAGCAGGAAACCAAAAUACAGCUGAAUACAUUAAACAAAGGAGCUUUUUGUGGACUAGCGGCUGAUGAAGAGUUUAUAUUUGCUCAAACAAACACUGAAAAUGACUUUUGGGUGACCUCACGGCCUACAUGGAGUGGUGCAUCGCGCGGCGCUCUGGGAGCAGUGCUGGCUCUUUGCGAGGAGUAUGCCCAUAUGGGAGCACCCACUCUCUGAUCCUGUCUGUUACUGCCAGCAGAGAGGCUGCUAGGAUUAGAAACAGGAAAAGAUGUUCCCAGCAUUAAAACAACACUGGAGUCAACAUGGCAGGGCAUUCAUAGCUCAGGAACAUGCCUGACCUUUGAUCACAAUGAAGGUGUGUUAACAUCCAAACCUCCAAUCAACUCCAGGUCUCUGCAAUAAAGGACUAACAUGCAUCUAUGUUCAAAUAUGUGGGAUAUUAAGUUUAUAGUAAAGCAUCUAAAAAAAAACACCGCCUUAGAUUGCAGAGUCAAUCAUUGUUGUACUUUCACUGAUGCUACUAUUGUAUGGAGUGAAGGAUUCAGACAUACUGUCCAGUUUUAUGUAGUCCUGACCGAACCUGUCAGAUGAGGGUUUUCAUCACUAUUGCCAAAUGGGGAAAAAAAUUAGUACAGUAGUUUCUUCAUAUUCUAUAAUUAAUGAUUUAUAUUGGUACAUAUUUUCUUGUCUGAAAUGUCAAAUGAGAAGGCAAAUCCUAUCCUUUAGGCCUAUAUAUAAAUAUUUUUAUAUAUAUACACACACACAUGCAAUAUUAAUACCAUUUCAAGUACAUGUGUAUAAUGGGGAGUGGGGUGAAAUGAAAAGCUCUCUCAUCCAUUUAGUCUGCUUAUAUACACACCAGUGCAAGUGCUCAUUAGUUCCUGAGUUUAGCUUACUAAAAAGGAAAUGGUUUUGAAACUAGUUUGGGUAUGGAUUCUGUAAGCAUAUCUUGUAUGGAAUGAUGACUGUAUUGCUGUGUUUUUAUAGUCUCAGGUGGAAACAGAAAUUAAAGUGUUAGAAACUU
Molecule: messenger RNA, 1388 nt
Organism: Electrophorus electricus (electric eel)
Lineage: Eukaryota; Metazoa; Chordata; Actinopteri; Gymnotiformes; Gymnotidae
Gene: c25h12orf75
Product: chromosome 25 C12orf75 homolog
Source: RefSeq, a predicted model, not a curated record